GUUCAACUUGCUGAUCAGUUGGUCUUUGGAUAUUUCGGAGUGCAGUUGUCUGGCGCGCAAGCAUUUAUCAACACCUCUACCUCUACCUCUACACAAGCAAGAUGGACUUGACCGGUUGCGGUUUGAGUGAUCCACAGACGCAGCUGGCUGAUGCGCUGGCCAAACGCAAAUUACAUGAGUUCAGAGCGGCGCUUCAGAUGGGCGCACAGCCCAAUCUGGAGGACGAGCGGCACGCGAGCAUCUAUGAGAAGGCUUUGUCGACACCUGGCUGUGCGGAGUUUAUCGAGGAGUGUCUUGCCCACGGCUGCAAUGUGAAUCAUAUCAACCUGAAGCACAACAAGGCAGCUAUAAGCUACGCCACUGAUUCCAGAGAUCCCUUGAAUUUGGCGGUGUUGCUGCGUCGUCCCGAGGUGCAGGUGGAUCGUAAAUAUGGACAGCUAGCUCCACUUCACUCACUGGCCAAGAAUUUGACGCCAGAGAAUGUGCAGCAGGUGCACAGAUGCAUGCAGCAGCUGCUCGAUUACGGCGCCUCGCCCAACGUCGUGGAUCAGGGCGAGCAGACGCCGUUGCAUUUGGUGCUGCGCAACAAAAAGAUACAGCACGCUGACAAGCUGGAGCUGGUGAAGCUCUUCUUGCAGCAGCCCAAUCUGGACAUCGACACCUCUCGCAAUGGUCAAGUGCGUGAGAUGUUGCUGGCGCAGCAUCCAGAGCUGCAGCUGCCGCCGCAACGAUUGGUGAACGUCGAUGAAGAAAUUGAUGUUGAACGACUGCUGCGGCACCUGCGCGAUGGCGAUGACUCCCAAUUCGAGCAGCUGCUCGAUAAGCACAAGAGCCUCAGCGACAAGGAUAACCAGCGCAACAUACAGCAGGAGCAGUACUUGCCGCUGCUGCUGGAGUCCAUAAAGCGGGGCAAGCAAUGCGCCUUCGAGGCCAUACUCAACACAGGCAUCAACAUCAAUCAGAGGCCAAGGGAACAGGACGGUUCGGCUGUGGAGCUGGCCGUCAUCUGGGGCAAUUGGCGUGCACUUGAGAAGCUGCUGCAGCAUCCGGAGCUCAAAUUGAAGCCAGGCAGCACGCUGCUCCACGCCGUGAUCAGUAGGCUAGACCAACAGCCGCUGGAUAACUUUUGCGAUCAUUCGCGUUGCUUUGAGCUGCUGCUCGAUAGCCGGCUGGUGGACAUCAAUGAACGGGAUGCCAGUGGCCAAGUAGCGCUCUACUAUGCGGUCAAAUAUCGCAAUAUGCAGGCGGUGCAGACGUUGCUCAGUCGCGGUGCUUACAUCGGCGCGAAGAGCGUCUUCGGUGAGCUGGCCAUAGAGGAUAUGUGGCCGGAGCUGUUGGAGCAGCAUUUCGAUUCGUGCAUCACGACAAACGCCCAAAAGCCGGGCGAUCAAAACUUUGAGAUAAUCAUCGAUUACAAGAAUCUAAUGCGAGAGCAGCCAAUUCUCCAGCAGCAGCCGCUCAAGGGGCAGCCUACGCCGGCGCAGGACGAAAUGGCGCCCAUCGCUUGCAUAGCCAAAUCAAAGGAGCUGCGACAUUUGCUGCAGCAUCCCCUAAUCUCGAGCUUUCUGUUUUUGAAAUGGCAUCGACUCUCGUGCAUCUUCUAUAUCAACUUCGUCAUCUACACCCUCUUCACGGGCGCCAUCGUCGUCUACACGCUGCUCAAGUUCCACGAGAGCGACACGAAUCUAACUGCGAUCUUCGCCAUCGCCUCGUGGAUGGGCAUUUGUUAUCUGAUCAUAAGAGAGCUGAUACAGUUACUCAUGGCGCCCAAAUGGAACUACUUCUUCUCACUUACCAAUCUAUUGGAAUUGGCCCUCAUUGUUUUGGCCAUUAUGACGUGCAAGGAGUCGAGUUUCGAUAAGGAGACACAGCGCGUACUCGCUGUAUGCACGAUCCUCUUGGUUGCCUUGGAGUUCUGCUUGCUGGUCGGUUCGCUGCCCGUUUUAUCGAUAUCGACGCACAUGCUGAUGCUACGUGCUGUCUCGAGUAGCUUCAUUAAGAGCUUUGGCCUCUACUCCAUCUUCGUGGUUACCUUCAGCUUGUGCUUUUACAUACUGUUCGGCAAGCCGCAGGACCAGGAGCAGCAGCCAAAGCCGGGAGCUGAGAAGGAUGAUGGCUUCAAUAGCUUCUCGAAGCCCAUCGAGGCGCUGAUUAAGACCAUAGUCAUGUUUACGGGCGAAUUCGAUGCUGGAGACAUCAAAUUCAACAGUGUGCCCACCUACUUCAUCUUCCUGCUCUUCGUCUUCUUCAUGACUAUUGUGCUGUUUAACCUGCUCAAUGGCCUGGCCGUAUCCGAUACGCAGGCCAUCAAAGCCCAGGCGGAGCUGAAUGGCGCCAUUUGCCGCGCGAACACGCUGCUGCGCUAUGAGCAGGUGUUGAUGGAUCGCAAAGGACGCACUGGUUACCUGAUGAGCACGAAACCCCUGCGCUGGACUUAUGAGCGUUUGAUGCGCAUCUAUCCCAACUAUUUGGCGCUGCGUCAGAUCUCGGUGCUGCCCAACGAUGGCAACAAGGUGCUCAUACCGCUGAUCGAUCCCACCGAGAUGCGGGAGCGCAACAAUGUCCGAUUCCAGGCGCUGCCCACGAAUCAGGACUGCGAACAUAAACAGCUAAAGGGCAAAUACUCCCGCAUUGAUAAUCGCACCGUCAAGCUGGCCCUGGCACUCAUCGAGCAGCGAUCCAGCGGCGAGCAGAAGCGCCAGCGAGAGCUUGACACCGAGAGACGCCUAGAGCACAUCGAACAGAAGCUGGAACAAAUGCUGCAGCUGCUGCAAAAGUAACUAAUGGCGGUGUACAUAAGCGAGGGUAGCCUAAAAACAUUAUGAAACUUAAUAAGAAA
Messenger RNA from Drosophila hydei, 2839 nucleotides. RefSeq names its product transient receptor potential cation channel protein painless (gene pain). Gene Ontology annotation, biological process: transmembrane transport; monoatomic ion transport. Gene Ontology annotation, cellular component: membrane. The record is from RefSeq and is a predicted model, not a curated record. NCBI's taxonomy places the organism in Eukaryota, Metazoa, Arthropoda, Insecta, Diptera, Drosophilidae. Gene Ontology annotation, molecular function: monoatomic ion channel activity; protein binding. The transcript is spliced from 4 exons. The coding region runs from base 102 to 2780 and encodes 892 amino acids.